GGGUAACUUAACGUUAACGUGAAGGACUCUGUCCAUGCCACUUGUUAUGUUACUUCUUACGGUAGCAUGUCCCUGGUUUAUUUUUUAUAUAGUCGACUUUACUUUGGAGUACAGUGUCCCAAGUGGGCUAACAAGAUCUGUGAGGCCCAAAUAUCUCCUUAAUGUCCUCUCCCCCUCUCACUGGCCAGUUUGGCUGCAUCUAUGAGCUCCCACCCGCAUACCACUGCGGCAGACAGCAGCCCUGUCAGCUCCCUGGAUUCUCCCCUCUCUGUUACAAGUUCAUCACUUGGCUCACCUGGUGGCCCAGCAACACCUUCAGCGAGCUGUGGACCCUUAAGUAACCCUGAGAUAAACUCUUCAGUGUCCAUCUCAGGGCUGCAUGCAGUAAGCAGCUCUGAUGAUGUUAAGCCUCCAUUUGGCCUAAAGUCUCUGUCAGGCCACAGCCCUGGGCCUAUGCUAUCCCAGAAACGGAUGUGUGUCAUCUGUGGAGACCGAUCUUCAGGCAAACACUAUGGGGUGCACAGCUGUGAGGGAUGUAAGGGCUUUUUCAAGCGCACUGUUCGAAAGGACCUGAGCUACACCUGCCGGGACAACAAGGAUUGUGUGGUGGACAAGCGUCAGCGCAACCGCUGCCAGUACUGCCGCUACCAGAAGUGCCUGGCCACGGGCAUGAAGAGAGAAGCUGUCCAGGAGGAGAGGCAGCGCAGUAGGGAGCGGGAGGGGGAGCUGGAGUACAGCCGCGCCGUCAACGAGGAGAUGCCGGUAGAACAGAUUUUAGAGGCUGAGAUGGCAGCCGAACGCAAGACGGCUCACACCGACGGCUCAGGUACCGGCUCGGCCAGCGAUCCGGUCACCAACAUCUGCCACGCUGCAGACAAGCAGCUCUACGCUCUUGUGGAGUGGGCCAAGAGGAUCCCCCACUUCUCCGAGCUCCCUCUGGAUGACCAGGUCAUCCUGCUGCGUGCAGGAUGGAAUGAGCUUCUGAUAGCUUCCUUCUCUCAUCGCUCUGUUGGGGUGAAGGAUGGUAUUCUCUUGGCUACUGAUCUGCAUGUAUCCAGAGAAACAGCUCACACUGCGGGGGUGGAGACCAUCUUUGACAGGGAGAGUGCCCACAGUGCAGAAGUGGGAGCCAUACUUGACCGUGUGCUGACAGAGUUAGUCAGUAAGAUGCGAGAUAUGCAAAUGGACAAAACUGAGCUUGGCUGUCUCCGGGCAAUCGUCCUCUUUAACCCAGAUGCUAAAGGCCUGACCAGCACGAGUGAGGUUGAGCUCCUCAGGGAGAGGGUGUAUGCAUCACUAGAGGCCUACUGCAAGCAGAAGUACCCUGAGCAACAGGGCAGGUUUGCCAAGCUGCUGCUGCGACUGCCUGCCCUGCGCUCAAUCGGCCUGAAGUGUCUGGAGCACCUGUUCUUCUUUAAGCUCAUCGGGGACACCCCUAUUGAAACUUUCCUCAUGGAGAUGCUGGAGGCCCCUCAUCGGCUCCCGUAAGAGGGAGGCUGGACGGCCGGGGCUGCUCUGGGCCUGGACCUGUCCAAGCCUCUGGAAUUCACUGUGACUAUUUUCCCGGGGGAAUUCAUCGAUUUUGUAAGACUCUUGGCUGGGGUUUGCUUCCCUCCCUCCCUCUUCUCUUUCUUGCCAUCCCUUGCUCUCAUUUUUUCCUCCUCUCUUCUAUUUCUUUUCUUUUGCCUCCCUAAGCACACCCCAGUUCAGAGCCCCGGAUCUUGAUCCCAGGAAGUGCUGGUGCUAUAGUUUAAUUGUGAGUUGUUGAGUUGAAAUGCAUUUUUAAGCUGGGGGAAUCUGAAGGGUUCCCUCCUACCCACUAAUAUAAGCUCAAAUUUGGGUUUACAUUUUUAUAGAACCAUGUUGAAGAUGAUGCUUUAAUCUUCUGUGAGUAAGCUCCUCUGUGUUCAGAGAGAGCAACACACUCAUGCAUGUGUCUCAGCAGAGGCUGGUGCUCCACUCCUGUUGAGCCACACACACACACACAAUCAAAGAGCUACAUGCACAGCCGCACACAUGCUCAUAGGAAAAGGAAACACACACACACACACACACUACCCCAUGCCUAACUGGCCUGUUUUUGCCAAUGAAACUUGGCCAACCUUUGUGCAACAAAUUGAAAAAUAAUAAUGCCUAACUAAUGUCAUACACGAACCACAAAGCAAAAUAGUUAACCAAUGUUGGAAAAAUUGAUCAUCUGAAAAGUUUUGAUCGUGUGCAAUUUAAAUAGGAACAUUUGAAAAAUGUCGAGCACAUGAGAGAAACCCCUAAGGGGACUUAUGGUGCUGGUCCUUACUGAGCACUUGCAAUGCAGACCGGGCCUGCAGUGGCAAACAGCUCUGUGUGAUCUUGUGUGAGUCUGUGUCUUGCCUUUGUGUGAUUUUAAAAAUGAAAAGAAAAAAAAGAGAUCCCAGCCUAAAGGCAAGGGACAGAAAUAAGGGUAUCCGCAGCGGCCAAAGUGAGACGCGAGUUUUCACGUGUGGAGAGCGAAGGGCGCCUGGUGGCAGCUGGAGAGAACAGAUGCGUGUGUGUAAACGCUUUGACUUAAGUGUUGCAGGUGUGAUUGUACCUAACGACGCUUCUGCCUUUGCCUGCCACACAGCAUUUAACCUGUUAUAUUUUAUAAUGUGCACUCUCUCAUCAGAUGACAUAUCACCUAACGCUGUAAGAUCGAAGAGAGACAAUGAUUCCUAAACUAUAAUGCACUUAUACAUUUUCAUCAAGUGACCAAAAAUGGUCAGAUUUUUUUUUUUUGUCUUUUUUUUUAAAUGUACUUUGGUGCUUUAUAAUAGACACUUAAUGUUACAUAGGCCUGCCCUGGGAAAACAAAAAUGAACUAAAACUUGACUUCAAAACAACUAAGACGACACAUUUUGAUGAAACUGAAGAAUAGCAAUAUGUGUUGUUCUCUCACCAUGCUCUCUCCUUUGUCUGUGUAAAAGGGCGUGCAAUGUUGCAUCUUUGUAUGUUUGAAUGGGAUGUAGGCCUACUCCUGAUGUGUAAAAUUAACACAGGUAAUUUUCUAAAAGUACUGUACAAAUAUUAUUGUUCAGGGACAAUAAAAAUAAUGAUAAAAGACAGAAAAAGUAUAGCCAACACAAAGAGAUUAGGAGUCACUAUUCUCAAAAACAUUUACAUUUGCUUUUAGUUAGUGUAGUCAUGUAAGAGAAAUGAGACGUAGGCUGCCUUGCUAUGGUUCUCACCUUCAGGUGCCCUCACGUGUUGGAUCGAGUUGAAAAUUUGAGCGUCAUACUAGGAAAUUGCACAUGAACACCAGUCAGUGUUGGAUAAUCGGCUCAGAAGGUCAGGAUUUUUAAAAACCUGUUGAGUGAAUUAUUCUUCUGGUUCCUUCUAGAAUUCUACACAAAAGAUCUAUAGUUUCAGUGUUCUCAAUACAGUCUAUGGAAGAAAUCUCUGAGGGUAAUUGAACUCCUCAACAGGUUAAAGAAUGCGGCAAAAGUCGUUGAGUUGUGAUGCACUAUGACCCUGAAUGAUUGCUAAUUGUCGAAAGUGUUGCAACAGCAGGAAAAACAUCAAAAGUCCUUCUAAGAAUGUCUUGUCUGUAAAUGUAUACACAACACCAAAAAGGCCACUGUGGGAUUGUUAUGUUAUACUGACCUUUUUUCCUUGCAGUAGUUUUAACCAUUUCCUCAUGCUUUACAUUCUUUCACAACAAUAGAUGUUGCAAUCUGUUACAGUACUUUUGCAUCCCCCUGCAGUACUGAGAUGUAGACCGCAUGUGUGGGAUUGCAGGGAAAUGCAAAAAUUAGAUUGAGGGAAUGUAAAAGUAUUUCAGGAUGAAGAAAAAAAAUCUCAUGGUGGGCUUCCACGUGUACUGUAAAUGUAGAGCAACCUAUUGUGCGUAAAUCUUUACUGCCUAGAAAGCCGAAACUAUGUACACAAUUGAGAAAUACAAAAACAGUCGACAUUCACAUUAUCAUUUGUCCUCCAUGUUCGACUCCUCCGUGAAACAGAGCUUAAAUACAGUGCAAUUAUUGGGUCGACAUGGAAACCACCAACUUGAACAUGACAGCACGUGAGCGCAUCUUUUGCUUCCCCUCCCCUCUUGAUUCCUGCCUCAGACCCAAUCUUCCUUUGACUCUUCCUGUUUUUUUUUUUUUUUUACCAUGCUGGAUCUUUACAUCAUGUUUUGAAAAGAUAUUUUAGCCUGUCCUUGUGUUGGCUUCAGUUAGACUUUGCUGUUGCAUCCUGCUCUGUCUUUUGCUUUCAGCUCAUGGGAUGACGAUUACAACUACAUAACAAUUAUAUUACAUUGCAAAUAUAAGUUCCUGUUUUUGGCAAACAAGUAUUAAACAUACCGGAUUUUGUCUGAA
Molecule: messenger RNA, 4334 nt
Organism: Alosa sapidissima (American shad)
Lineage: Eukaryota; Metazoa; Chordata; Actinopteri; Clupeiformes; Clupeidae
Gene: rxrbb
Product: retinoid x receptor, beta b
Exons: 11
Coding region: 202-1488 (428 amino acids)
Biological process (GO): positive regulation of transcription by RNA polymerase II; retinoic acid receptor signaling pathway; response to retinoic acid
Cellular component (GO): nucleus; RNA polymerase II transcription regulator complex
Molecular function (GO): retinoic acid-responsive element binding; nuclear steroid receptor activity; zinc ion binding
Source: RefSeq, a predicted model, not a curated record